AUGGUCCCGGUUCUCUUUAACCUGACCCUGGCCAUUGUGUUUGUUCUGACCUGCAUGUCAGCGGUCCCGCUGCGGUGCCACAAGCCGCCGCAGGUGGACCCGCUGACGGCCCACCGGGCCGACCCGCAGUGCUGGGACUCCUCCUCGGCUCUGCUGCUAGACAUGCGGUCUCCGAGGAUAGCCGACACGGUCCCCGCCUUCUGGGACCUGAUGGGGACCCUCCGGUCCUCAGAGGACGGGAAACACGCGGCGCUGUUCUGGGACCUGGCCCGGGUCUUUUGGGAGAUCUACGUGGAAUGCGUGAUGUCCAGGAGCCACGGCAUGGGGAGGAGACACAUCACCUCUGUGCACUCCCUGAUUACUGACAAGUCCUUCAGGUACAACAGCUCGAGAGCUAACUCCUGGACAAAGCUCACAGUCAGAGUGAGACGCAGAGGACACAUCACCAGACUGAAGACUGAACCCAAAUAAAACACAACACAAAUGUCUCUGAGGGUUCCA
This is a messenger RNA of Xiphophorus maculatus (southern platyfish), 501 nucleotides long. It is a transcript of the gene fam237a, whose product is annotated as family with sequence similarity 237 member A. The coding region runs from base 1 to 471 and encodes 156 amino acids. The record is from RefSeq and is a predicted model, not a curated record. The transcript is spliced from 2 exons. NCBI's taxonomy places the organism in Eukaryota, Metazoa, Chordata, Actinopteri, Cyprinodontiformes, Poeciliidae.